This is a messenger RNA of Lachancea lanzarotensis, 1872 nucleotides long. RefSeq names its product LALA0S02e03466g1_1 (gene YKU80). Gene Ontology annotation, cellular component: nucleus; Ku70:Ku80 complex. Gene Ontology annotation, molecular function: damaged DNA binding; double-stranded DNA binding; telomeric repeat DNA binding. NCBI's taxonomy places the organism in Eukaryota, Fungi, Ascomycota, Saccharomycetes, Saccharomycetales, Saccharomycetaceae. Gene Ontology annotation, biological process: double-strand break repair via nonhomologous end joining; DNA recombination; cellular response to gamma radiation. The transcript has a single exon. Bases 1 to 1872 code for a protein of 623 amino acids. The record is from RefSeq and is a predicted model, not a curated record.
AUGGGAAGCGAGGCGACGACUUUUAUUUUAGAUGUGUCACCAUCGAUGGUUAAGCUAGGGUUUUCUGAGCAAGCAAUGGCUUACAUAGAAUACGUCCUAUUUCUUAAAGCUAAAAAACAAAGAAAGACUGAUUGGGCGAGCUGCUAUCUCGCAAAUUGUUCAAUGACGCGAAAUGACCAGGAAACGGACAAUGUCUUCCAGCUACUGCCAUUUACGGCGCCUAUAUCUGCCACUAGGAUAAUAGAAGCAAUACAGGAACUUCAAACCAUUAUUGACCAACAGUAUGCCGAUCAGAAGACUGUGAAUUCCAUGGUCCAAAGUCUUUUGGUUUCCUCUGUUGGCAUGCGCGAUGAGUUCAACAAGCGUAAGGUGAAAAAACAGAUUAUGAUCUUUACCAAUGAUCUGGAUGGUCUGGACCUUACAGAGCAAGAGCUGGACACUUUGAGACAGGAGCUCGACUGCCGCAUAAUACUUGUUACUUGUGGCGUUGAGGAGGCAGAUGUUGUAAAGCAUGAGAAAUCCAUAUGGGAAAAGUGUGUGGACAUCAUUCCGGGCUCGAUACAGAUAUCAAUGACCGAGCUUCUCCAGGAAAUCACCACUCCUAAUCCUGCAAUUGUGAAGCCCGUACGUAUUUUCCAAGGGGAGCUGCGGUUGGGAGCACCCAUUUUAAAAAAUGACGAUUCCGAUGAGGCUUGCAGCUAUACGUCGAUAAAAGUAGAGGGAUAUCCCGCCACAAAGGCGGUUACAAGUCUCAAUCGACGUGUUGUUGCCAAAGAAGAGGACAAUCAUUAUGAGCCUGUCAAGGCAAUUAUAGAAUAUGAAGCUUUCGAUCUCGAAGAUGACGACGACGACGAGGAUGGCGGUGAGAGAGGCGAUGGAUUUUCAGAUGCGAAAGGAGACAUUAGCUCUAGAACUGUAUCGAUUGCGCGUGAUUCAGUAACGAAAGCGUAUAGAUAUGGCACAGACUACGUGGUGCUACCUCCAGCCAUCGAAUCUGAGCGAAUUUACCAUACUAGUCCUGGUCUAGAUAUCCGCGGUUUUGUUGGUCGGGCUGAGAUACCCCGACAUUAUUUGAGCUCGGAGUCUACAUUCAUACUGCCCGCCAUCAAGGAGGGCACACAAGCGGACACUUUGGCACUGACAGCAUUGGUUGAUUCCAUGAUACAUCAAGAUAAAAUGGCAAUUGCUAGGUACGUUCAGCGGACAGACAGUGAAGUACAAAUGUGCUUACUAUGCCCGCUUUUGAUUUCACAAAAACGUAAAAGCACAGGGACCGAUGCAGACCCUAAAUCACGAGCUCUAGUGCUGAGUAGACUGCCAUUUGCCGAGGAUGAGCGUGCUUCAGACUACCCUAGAUUAACGCCCGUCUCGACAGAUGCCAAACAGCUGCAGAAAAACAAGGAAGUCGAUACAUUAAUGGAAGAGUUUGUCAAUUCAAGAGAUCUUGGUGAAGGCCUGGGUGCUACUUGGUACUCCACGCCGCUGUACCAGCCUGUUGAUGCUUCGAUAACUACAGACUCGACGUUGCCACUGCCAAACAAAGAGCGGUCGCGUGAUACGGAAGUUUAUGCAACUCCUGCGAUAGGUAUACACCGGAUGCAGCAGAUCCUGGUCGAGUAUAUGCAUCAGAGGAUUGUGCGUAAGUCGGAAAAGUUCGAAGUUCCAGGACUUCCUAGCAUUUACGACAAGCUACUGAAUCCAAAGUUUGACAACACAGAAAUUCCCACUCAGAAGCUACAAGAACGAGUAGCAAUAAAACUGAAUAACACCAAGCCUUCGGGCAAUCCUUAUUCCGAUGAACAGCAGGAUGAAGACGAAGAGUUCUACGAUAUACCAACUCUGGAGAGUUUACUUGCAAGGGGGAAGUCUUAA